Messenger RNA from Xenia sp. Carnegie-2017, 3474 nucleotides. RefSeq names its product DNA-binding protein SMUBP-2-like. The record is from RefSeq and is a predicted model, not a curated record. The transcript is spliced from 12 exons. Bases 137 to 3175 code for a protein of 1012 amino acids. Lineage: Eukaryota; Metazoa; Cnidaria; Anthozoa; Malacalcyonacea; Xeniidae. Gene Ontology annotation, molecular function: ATP hydrolysis activity; 5'-3' DNA helicase activity; RNA binding.
AAAGAAUAUGACAAUUACACGCAUUUAUACCAAAGAUUAUUUAAUUUAUAAGAAAAUUAUGAAAGAAGAAAGAAGUAGUUCUAUUUUCGUUUUUUAUCACUGACUUAUAGUCAUAACUGAAGUGUUUAGAUUCAAAAUGGUGGAUCUGAAUGUGUACGUGAAAGAAACUCUAGAGCUGUUGAAUUUAGAAAGACAAACAGAAAUCGACGAAUCUAGGGCUAUUUACGAAAACACAGAAUGUGAUAGAUUAGAGAAAAAGGGUGUUUGCUUGCGGAAGAUGGUUUUGUAUGAUCGGAGAACCGGUUUGUAUGGCCGAACUCUCCUGACUUUAGGGAAUGGAAAAGGUCAGAAAAAGAAAACAUCACCUUUAUCAGCACAUUGCUUUACUGUUGGUGAUAUUGCUGGCCUCUCUUAUUCUUCUACUGAGAAUAAUAUAGAUGAACUGUCAUCAGGUGUUGUUACCAGCGUAUCGGAGACGUCCAUUGUUAUUGCAUUUGAUGAAUCUUUUGAUUCUCAAUUGAUUGAUGAGCAUCGUUUGAUGAAAGUCACUCGUUUGGUGAAUGAUGUCACUUUCAAGAGAAUGAAAAGAACUAUUGAAUCUCUGGGUCAAAUGCCAUCUGCCAGAUUUUGCUCGCCACAAUUGAUAUCCGUCCUCUUUGGUAACACCUCUCUGGGUUUACCUCUUAACAUUCAAAAUCUUGUAAAAAGCUCUCAUUUGAAACAUGAUCAGGAAUAUUUUAAUCCAGGUCUAAAUGUAAGUCAGCAAGAGGCAGUUCAGUUUGCAUUGACUUGUCAUGAUAUUGGGAUCAUUCAUGGACCACCAGGGACAGGAAAGACAACAACAAUUAUUGAAAUUAUCAUUCAGGCUGUUAAGAAGUAUGACAUGAAAAUUUUGGCUUGUGCACCAUCUAAUGUGGCUGUGGAUAAUAUAUUGGAACGGUUAGCAUGUUUUAAAAUAAAGGCUGUGCGUUUAGGACAUCCAGCCAGACUAAUGGAUAAACUACAGGCCUACUCUCUUGACGCAAUCCUUAAUCAAUCCGAUGAAACAAGCAUUGUCAAAGAUGUGAGAAAGGACAUCAACACUGCAGUAAGAAAACUUCAUGAUACAAGAAAUUUUGGCGAUCGUUCAAAGCUGCAUUCAGAAAUCAAAAUAUUGCGUAAAGAAUUGCGAAAACGUGAAGGAAAAGCCCUGAAACAAGUCCUCCAGAAUGCUGAGGUUAUUCUGUCAACAAAUAUAUCUGCAUGUGAUGAUGGUCCAUUGAAACAUCUUCCAAAAGAUCAUUUUGAUUUUGUGGUCAUUGAUGAGGCUGCUCAAGCACUAGAAGCUGCAUGCUGGAUACCAUUACAAUGGGCUCCAAGGUGUAUCUUAGCUGGAGAUCAUAAACAAUUACCGCCGACCAUUACGUCGUGUGAAGCUGCACAACGUGGACUGGGAGUGACAUUGAUGGAAAGAGUUAUAAAAAUGCUUGGAGAUAAGGUUGUUUAUAUGCUGACAACUCAAUAUAGAAUGAAUGAUAAAAUAAUGCAGUGGGCAUCACAGCAACUUUAUGAUGGAAAACUUCUGGCUGACUCAUCUGUGGCGCAACACGUGCUAUCAGACUUACCAUGGGUGAGUGACACAGAACUAGUGUCGCUACCUUUAUUGAUGAUUGAUACCGCUGGCUGUGACCUAUUUGAGCUUCAGACUGAAGAUGAGGAAUCCAAAGGAAAUGAAGGAGAAGCAGAUGUUGUGCUCGCACUUGUAGAGGAAUUGAUAGAUAGUAAUGUCAAACAGCAAGAUAUUGGUGUUAUUACACCCUACAAUCUUCAGGUUGAACUCUUAAGAUCACGGCUAUCCUCCAGAUUCCCAGCAAUUGAGAUCAGAUCAGUUGAUGGAUUCCAAGGGAGGGAGAAAGAAGUUAUUGUCAUAUCAAUGGUGCGCUCAAACACAAAAGGUAAUAUUGGAUUUCUUUCGGAGAGAAGACGAAUGAAUGUUGCUGUUACGAGGGCUCGAAGACAGUUGAUGAUUGUUGGCGAUUCAAGUACGAUCAGUCACGAUUCUUUUCUCAAUUCUUUGGUCAAAUACAUCAGCGAUCAUGGUGAAACUUGGUCAGCGGAACAAUACCGAAAUCACAUUGGUGAAACGACUUAUUACCAAGGCACUUACAACCACACAAAAUCUUCCAACGCAGAAAAACUCAAGAAAAACAAAACUAACAAAGCCUUAUCAACCAAAUCUACAAAAGGGACAUCUACAAUGAGAACUAAACAAAACACAUCAGAGAUUUCACAAAAGAAAGUGAGGUCAAAUGAUAAUUCACAAGAGAAUUUAAACAAUGUUUGUGAACAGGAUGAUAUUGAAAAACUUGAGGCUCAAAUUAAGACAUUUGUAAUUGAUCCCACUAUGACGCACCUUGUCUUUCCCAGUCAUCUCAGUUCGAAGGAACGUUAUACAGUUCACUCAAUGGCCGAGGAACUUGGGCUCGAGCAUGAGAGUAGAGGUGUUGGAAAUGAACGUUUCAUUGCUGUGUCGAAGAAAUCAAUGCUGAAGGAGGAGGGUGAGCUUAAUAAUGAAAUAAAAACGAAGAAAAUUGAAACAGAGUCCGUAUGCAACACGAAAGUAAAUGAAUCUCAGUUGAAAGAUGACAUGGCUAUUUGUGGACACUGCGGGAAGGAAAUGAUGUCUUCCAACAUAUUUUUACAUGAAAUAAGAUGUGAAUAUAAUAGACCAGAAACUCAAACCGAUGGCGCUACUGGCAUUGGUAAAGGAGGUCGGGAUCAAAGAUUCAGAUCGAAAAACAGUGUGGCACGCAAAAAGAAAAACAGCAAGUCGCAGGAAAAACAGUCUGGCGUUAAAAAAUCCGACUUACAGAACCAGGAGGAUGAUUUUGAUGAACUUUUGGCAGAAUUUCGUCAAAAUGACUCGCAGUGCGCUAUUAGCAAAUGCAAAAAGAGUGUUUUAACUCUGGGACAAAAAUGUCGUUAUUGCAACAACAUGUAUUGCAUAGGACAUCGUUUACCCGAGGAUCAUGGUUGUCAUCAGGUUGUCAAAGAACAAACUCGGUCUGGUAUUGGCAUGCGCAAACAAAUCUCGCAGAAAACUGCAGCAAAGCGCACGCUUUUGGAAAAGAAAUUGGAUGUUAAGAUUAAAGAUUUGGAGAUUGGUCGUAAAAGUAAAAUUAAGAAUGGCAAAUAACACCAACUUGUUAAAAUUAAGUUUAUGUAUGUCCCUUCCCUUAUGGUCCUACAUAUAAUACAAACUAAUUUUCAUUUUGAGCAACUACACAACACUCAUUUCUGUGUCCAAGUUUCGUUUUGUACUUGACGCUGACAUUUUUGUUUGCGGUCGAGGAUGACGUACAACAUGUGAUAAAGAAUUAAGGAAAAUCGUUCAAUUGAGUUGAUGAACAUAUCAAGACGGCUCACAUGUAAGAUUACCAACGCAAAUUUCUUUGUAGGUAAAGUUAUUUUUGUAUAAAUAUAAAAAGGAUAUGA